CGAUUUUGUCAGUUGUAAUAAUAAGGAGUUUAUUUGCGUGGUAGUUAAUAGAAGGAGAACAUCCAAAAUUAAGUGUGAAGAUGGAUUUUGGUAUAUGGUGGAAAUUAAGGUGAACGAGUGGCGCAAACCACAGAGAAGAUCAUGGCUUCUUCUUCUCAUCUAUCCGCCAUUCCCCUCCGCCGUCCCUCUUCCUCCUCUCCACCUUCCUUAUCCCACUCUAACUUAAAGCCUGUUGUGCUUCAUGUGACAUCGAAUUCUGAUGAUGAAAGCUGCAGUACUGGGGAUUCAAAAACACCAUCAAAACCGCUGAAGGGAACUCAAAAGUUGAUUUCUCGUCGAUGGUGCCUCACAUGUUUAUGUUCAUCUGUGACGUUGAUGAAGAGUUAUGGAGGCACGGUGACUGAAGCUAUUGCAAAUACCAUGGAUGGAAAACCUGCGUGCCGAAAUUGUGGAGGAAGUGGUGCUGUACUUUGUGACAUGUGCGGUGGUACAGGGAAAUGGAAAGCUCUAAAUAGAAAACGGGCUAAAGAUGUCUACGAGUUUACAGAAUGUCCAAAUUGUUAUGGUAGAGGAAAACUUGUAUGCCCUGUUUGUCUAGGGACUGGUUUACCAAACAACAAAGGUCUCCUAAGAAGGCCCGACGCACGACAAUUGCUUGAUAAGAUGUACAACGGUCGCUUAUUACCAAAUUCCUGAACUUCAUCUCUCCUUGCAAAAUUGGCUCCAUGCCCAUAGAUGGUAAUAGAUGUAUAACUUGUUUCUAGUUGGUAGAAGUUACCUAAUUGCGGCUUUUGUCAUGGUUGCUUCAUGACGGAGUUCAGUGAGUGGAAAAACAUAGCUAUGGAGUUAGACGGCAAUCUUGUUUACAGCCUCUAGUCGUCAAAUGCAUAUUGUUUAUACCAAAGAGAAAGCAUAAUCAGAUCAAUUUCAACCUAUAUUAUAAAUAUGAAAGUCUGGUUAUUGCAAA
Cucumis sativus (cucumber) is the source of this 967-nucleotide messenger RNA. Its product is annotated as protein PHOTOSYSTEM I ASSEMBLY 2, chloroplastic. The record is from RefSeq and is a predicted model, not a curated record. NCBI's taxonomy places the organism in Eukaryota, Viridiplantae, Streptophyta, Magnoliopsida, Cucurbitales, Cucurbitaceae. The transcript has 5 exons. The coding region runs from base 142 to 696 and encodes 184 amino acids.